CUUUAUAGGGAGGGCCCUCAACAGGUCUUGUCACAACAUUCUCUGGCCCUCUUUAGAUAGUAUGCUGACCAACACAGAGCUCCUAGAGGCAAACAUGGUCAAGGUCUUCUCUGUCGACUGGCUCGCACAGAGCAAUCACAACACCAACCCGAAAGAAGGACCUGUGGACACUAUACCAACCUACUGCAGACCCCAUGUUCCUUGUAUGGUACAGCCUCAACCGCCAACAUUUUAUAACAAGGUCUACCUCCAACCAAAACCAAAGACCACGAGGAUUGAACUCACGGAUUCCACUGAAGAACCUCAAAAUCUAGAAUCCAGGUUGAGCUCACCUCUGCAUCCGAUAACGUGUUCUUCCCCAAGUCUUUCAGAAACCAGCGGGUACACCUCGGGUUAUGACAGUGAGGCGGUCUCCUCGGAAUGUCCCUCUGUGGAGGAGGCGAGCGAGGGGGAGAGAGACGGUGGCCAACGACGUGUGCGUACUAGGUUCACACCGGAGCAGAUAGAAAAGCUGGAGAAGAUUUUCAACAAACACAAAUAUCCAGAUGCUGGAGAAAGAGUCAAAACGGCACUGAAGUUGAACCUCUCUGAAACUCAGGUGAGAACUUGGUUUCAGAACAGGAGGAUGAAACUGAAAAGGGAGCUCCAAGAGUAUCCAGUUCAGUCUCAGAUGAUGUUCCAGCCCAUUCGACCAUUUCAGUACCACGGCUUCCGUGAACAGCAACUCUCCCCCGCUGCAAACCACGUGAUAUACCAGCCCAUGGUGCAACAGAUCCCCAUGGAACAGAUGGUUUCUUAUCAACACCCUUACGCAUAUUUAUACUAAGGACAUUAAAAGCUACAGACUGAACU
This is a messenger RNA of Oncorhynchus nerka (sockeye salmon), 852 nucleotides long. RefSeq names its product homeobox protein vent1-like. The record is from RefSeq and is a predicted model, not a curated record. Gene Ontology annotation, biological process: regulation of transcription by RNA polymerase II. Gene Ontology annotation, molecular function: DNA-binding transcription factor activity, RNA polymerase II-specific; RNA polymerase II cis-regulatory region sequence-specific DNA binding. Gene Ontology annotation, cellular component: nucleus. NCBI's taxonomy places the organism in Eukaryota, Metazoa, Chordata, Actinopteri, Salmoniformes, Salmonidae. Bases 62 to 826 code for a protein of 254 amino acids. The transcript is spliced from 3 exons.